This is a messenger RNA of Exaiptasia diaphana, 1031 nucleotides long. RefSeq names its product inosine-uridine preferring nucleoside hydrolase. The record is from RefSeq and is a predicted model, not a curated record. The transcript has 2 exons. Gene Ontology annotation, molecular function: hydrolase activity, hydrolyzing N-glycosyl compounds. Lineage: Eukaryota; Metazoa; Cnidaria; Anthozoa; Actiniaria; Aiptasiidae. The coding region runs from base 1 to 795 and encodes 264 amino acids.
AUGGAGAUUAUGCUUUGCGAUUCUCAAUGUAAUCUAUAUUUGUCAUUAUCGUUAUUAGAAUUCGACGAAGAAGUAGACGCUUCUUACUUUCAUGGAAGAGAUGGACUUGGUGAUGCCAAAGACAUACCAGAACCAGAYAUGUCCAAACUKCGACCAGAGCAUGCAGUAGAUGYCAUUAUMAAGCUAGCAAAGGAAAACCCAGGGGAAAUAACUCUAGUAGCGUUGGCUCCCCUCACUAAUAUAGCCCUAGCAUGCCGCAUGGACCCUAACUUUGCUAAGAAUAUCAAAGAUGUAGUUAUCAUGGGAGGAAACUGUGAAUCCAAAGGCAAUCACUUAAGGGUGUGCUCAGAAUUCAAUUUCCACAGUGAUGUGGAAUCAGCAUUGGUUUGCCUAAAUGAGCUCCAGCAUCCCGUUUCUAUAGUAACAUGGGAAACCUGUUUAAAGCAUGGAAUAUCUUGGUCAAGAUAUGAUGAGUUGRCUGGCAUUCCCUCUGAAAARUCMAGGUUUUUUGRRAAAAUAWCCCAUSGCACURCWGARUWUUACARGAAGAACASRGAARSUUUUGGAUCUUSCUAUACAMCWUGUGAUGCUAUCGCUAUGGUUACUGCURUCAAACCAGAGGCUGUCACCARAAAGAUACAUGUACAUGCUACUGUUGAAUUAAGUGGGCUUCAUACCAGGGGUCAGAUGGUGGUGGAUUGGAGAAAACAUCUCAAGAAAGAAGCUAAUGUGUUACUGGUACAAGAUAUCGAUAUGGAUAUAUUUAGGGCAGUUGCUAUUAAAGCUCUUGGAUAGCUUGCUUAAAGUACAAAUGAACCCCAUUUUUUUCAAACUCUAGGAUAAUCUAUCCUAUCAAAAAUAGUAACUUGCCGCAAAAAGAUUUUGAAUUGGAUGAAUUCUCGAUUUUUAAUUGUAUUUGGAACUUCCCGCCAGUUCGGGAAAAUGCGCCUUCUUUGCAAUGAGGGGCCUGGUGCGAGUGUGACGUCUACUAAGGAAUCAUCUCUCUCAUUCCCGGAGCCUUUCAAAGUAAA